GAGAGCGCUCCCAGUUCCCUCCCAGUGCUCCCAGUGCCCUCCCAGUGCUCCCAGUGCCCUCCCAGUGCCGGGCGGGGCUGGGUCACUUUACAGCCCCCUCAGGACAGAGAGCGGCUGCUCCUGCGGGUCGGCACCGCCCGGGCCGGGCUGGGAGCGGAGGGAGAGAAGAGGAGGAAGAGGAAAAACAGGAGCGGGAGGAAGAGCAGGAGCAGCAAUAGGAGAAGGACGGAGAGGAGGAGGAGGCGCAGCAGCAGGAAGCCGCGCGGUUCCCUGGCCCAUCGGGGGGUCUCCGGGAGGAUUUUUUUUGCGGUGCGGGGGAUGUUUGGAUUUUGCAGGACCCCAAAGCUGAGCUGCACAUUCCACUCUGGGGGUAUCUAGGCGGUCCCAGGUACCGGCGGGGACGGGGCGAUGUUGGUGUUGAGGAUUCCCCGGACAGAGCCGGGGUGGAGAGCUCGGAAUGGGGAGAGCGCAGAGGGGCGAUCCCGGGGCCGGGGGACGCCCGGUAGACAGAAAGGGUGGGGGAGGCUGGAGAUGAGCGGGGUCCAGGCCCCCGGGGCUGAAAGGGGUGGUCGUUUGUCCGACUAAACUUGCGCAGCCGGGACCAUCAAACCCGACACGCUCUUGUUUCUCCUCCGCGAACCCGGAUUUCCCAUUCCCAAACCUUGGCCGGAUAGAGGGGGAGGCGACCGCGAGGAGGAGGAAGAUGUCGGCACACUCAGGCAGGCGGAGGAUGGAGACCAGAGAGGACAAAUCCCCACAGCAGAACCUCAUGGAAGAGGCUGUUUUGACCAGCUCCAUAUCGCAGGAAUCCAAAAGGGAGGAAAAGCCCCAGAGAUCCUUUAUGAGGAGGGGCUGCAAACCCAGCCCCAGGAUCUGUGAGGAAGAAAGACCCACCCUGGGCCAGAAACACAGCUGGAGAUAGGCCAGAGCUCAGAGCUGGGUAUCCAUGAGCAGCUUCAUGGCAGGGAGAAGCCCCACAAGUGCUUGGAAUGUGUGAAGAGCUUCAACCAGAGCUGAGCUCUAAUCUACCACUGGAGAAUCCACACUGGGGAAAGACCUUACAAGCAUGGAGAGUGUGGGAAGAGCUUCACGAUGAGCUGGUGAUCUCUGGUCCUGGUGAUCUGUGUUGGGAAGAUCCCUGACUGGGGUCCUCCACAUCUUCCUGGGCUCCCUGUGGGUACCUGGACACAUCCACAGACAAUCAGAAGUCCAUUGUAGAGAGCAGAUUUGUCCCCAGAAAAAUCUCACCUUUUGCAUCUUCUGGUGGCAUCAAGCAACACUGGAUGACCUUGGAGGUCUUUUCAAAAAAAAAUCCAUUGUUUUAAUUCUCUCUGGCCCACAGGCAUUUUCCACAGCCAAAUGGGGAUGUGCUGGGGCAAACCUCACAAUUUUGGAGACAGUGGGAUGGAAACCCCUCCUAAAAAGGUUCUUCCACCCAUGUAAGCACGUGGAUGCUCAGUUGGCAAAGACACAUAAAUCCUUUUGGUUUAGCCUUGAUUUUUUUUCAUUUGUAUUCAUCCCUUUGAAACCCCUGAAACUGGGGCAAAAAUAAAGAUGUUGAACAAAGGCAUGGGUGAGCAACAAUGACAUGGGGGGACAUGGCCAUGGAUGGGGACAUGGGGGACAUGGACAUGGGUGGGGUCAUGAACUGGGACAGUGUCAGCGCCACCACAGUGCCACCAGCAUCUUCAUCUCGACCACACAGAAGCACUGCCUGAUGGAGUUCCUGCCACCAUGUCCCCACAGUCACCACCAUGGUGUCCCAGCUGAAUGUCACUACCCACUAGAGCGGGACAGGGAACUUGUUCAGCUGGUGACAAGUGGCCCGGAUGCAGGUGACAGCCAUCAGGGUGUCCCAGAGCCACUGCACCCAGGGGACCCCAGCUGCCACUAGGAACAGGCUGGGGACAGCACAAGGGAUGUUUCCGUGGCUGCUCCUGGCACUGAGCGUCUGCGCCCACCCCGGUAGAGGCACGUCCCUAGCCGUGUCCCCAGUUGUGCCCCCACGCCACAUGGACUCGGUGCUCGACAUCCUGGACGCCCUCGAGUCCCCGGCCCGGGGCGGCUCCCCCGGCACCGCCGCGGCCUUGGGGAGGGGGCUGGGGGUCUGCAGCACCCCGGGGUGCCGGGCGGUGCUGGGCGAGCCCCCCGGGCACCCCGGACGCCCCCCGGCUCUCACCCCGGGCCAGUGGCAGCUCCUGACCGAGCUCCUCCGCCACGACCCGGCGACACCGGAGCUGGGGGCGGUGCUGGCCCCCGACGGCUCCACGGUGGCGCUCGGUCCCCUCCUGGCCGGCAUCGAGGCGGGGCUGAGAUCUGGCGGGUUUGGGCGACCCCUCCCCACCCUCAACCCGCCCGCCGACCCCCUCUUGGCUGUCACCAUCACCGAGGCUUUGGGGACAUCCUUCCUGCUGGUGCAGGGGGGUGACAACAACGCCACCGCGCUGGGACCCGGCGGCUGCUGGGACGACGUGGAGAACCCCCAGAAUUACACCCUGAGGGGUCCCCCGUCCCCUGUCCCCGACCCUGUGGCCAUCGGGGCCAUUGAUGGGGCGGUCCUGGGGGCACAGCUGGCCCGGGGACCCCUCUCGGUGGCCGAACUGCUUCGGGGCUACUACGGGACUAGGAAUGGCUCAGAAGUGGGGAGACCCCCCAGCAGUUACCGGCGCCGAGCUUUUCGGGCAUUGGUGGGACAGGGACAACUGGAGAAGGAGGUGGCAGCAGUUUUGGAGCUGCUGAGGACGCUGUCACCCACCUCGGAGCUCCUGAGGGACGUGGGGACACAGGAGGUGGUGGCCGUGGCUCGUAGGGCGGCGCGGGAGUUCAGCGAGCGCUACGUGGAGUGCCCAGCCAUUGUGCCGCGCUGCCUGUGGGGUGCCCGUCCCUACCGAGGCAGCCCGGCCCUGCUGCAGCCCCCGCUGGGCUCAGUGUUCCUGCACCACACCCUGGAGCCAUCGCAGCCCUGCCGGACCUUCGGUGCCUGCGCCCGCGACAUGAGAAACAUGCAGCGCUUCCACCAGGACACCCGCGGCUGGGAUGACAUUGGCUACAGCUUCGUGGUGGGCUCGGAUGGGUACCUGUACGAGGGACGGGGGUGGCACUGGGUGGGUGCCCACACCAAGGGCUACAACACCCAAGGCUUUGGCGUUGGCAUCAUCGGGAACUUCACGGGCACGCUGCCGGACCCCGACACGCUGGCCCUUGUGCGGGAUGAGCUCCUGCCCUGCGCUGUCCGCUCUGGACACAUCCGGCCAGGCUUCACCCUCCGCGGCCACCGCCAGCUCGUCCGCACCGACUGCCCCGGCAAUGCCCUCUUCCAGGAGAUCCAGAGCUGGCCCAGCUUCCAGGGGACACCGGUGCCACUGGGGCUCCGGUGAGGAGCGGCUCCAGCCAGGAAGCCUGGGCUGGAUAGAGGCAGGAGAGGUUGGAAAGUGGUCCAGAUGGACACCAGUCCAGUCUGGAUGGACACUGGUCCAGCAGAUGUUGGUCUGAUGCAUCGAGCUGGACAUUGGUCCAGAUGAACACCAGACCCAUGGAUCACAACUGGACUCUGGUCUGCAGCCCCUCAGCCUGGACAGCCCCAGCCCAGAUGACCACCAGCCCAGCCACACCCUGGCCUACCAGCCCACAGUAGCCCCAACCCCAAAACCCCUCAAAAUAAAUCCAAUUUCAGGACAUCAGCUCUGGGUGGUCCGUGCAGAGCAAGGGGGAAUCUGAGGCACGCGCUGAGGGUGACUUUGGGGUAAUGGGAGUGGACUUUGGGAGCCACCCUGGAGACACCACCCCCCCCCCCACCUGCACUCCCCCCAAAACGAGCACCCAGCCCCCAAACUGGCACCUGCAGCAUCCCAGGCCCUGCACUGUCAUUUCAGAGGGAUUCCAGGAGCCACCAUGACCAUGCAGUCUCUUUGAGAGGUGACCUGCAGUGUCCCACAGGUGUCACCAGCGUGUCCCCAGCAGGAACAGCAUCAUCACCUCCCAGCAUCACCUCCCGAGGAGGUGAAGGGGUGACUGAAACUCCUGCCUGGUGUCAUGAUCCGCUCAUGUGGGGUGCCGUGAUGGUUCAUUAACCAAUCCCAAAAGUGCAAAAAGGCAAACAGCAGGAGAUCAUCAGUUUAAUCACAACAAAUGCACCUUUGUUGUGGUACCAACAGCAAAUGCAAUAGAGGGGACA
Messenger RNA from Taeniopygia guttata (zebra finch), 4174 nucleotides. It is a transcript of the gene PGLYRP2, whose product is annotated as peptidoglycan recognition protein 2. Gene Ontology annotation, biological process: peptidoglycan catabolic process. The record is from RefSeq and is a predicted model, not a curated record. Lineage: Eukaryota; Metazoa; Chordata; Aves; Passeriformes; Estrildidae. Gene Ontology annotation, molecular function: N-acetylmuramoyl-L-alanine amidase activity; zinc ion binding.